UUUUAGAAAACUUAUUAUCCAUGAGUAACUUGAGGUUGGAGUAACUUCUUUUGACCCUGGGUUCGGAAAACAGAAAUGAUAAUGUUUGUAAGGUAGAAAGGAGAAUGGGAAUAGCAAAACAACUGAAAUGGAUAAGGGAGCCCAGAAAGCAUGAGCUUCAUUGGCCGUCUUCUUCUCCCAAUCCUUCCUUCUUCACCCACAAUCUCUACUCUGCAACUACCGACUCCGAUUCUGAAAUCCCACAAUCAAAACCCUACGCCCAUCCUACUCUCUUUGGUUCUCGCUGCAUCCUUCACUUCUCCACUACCUGCUUCCGCUAUCCCUUCCCUCAAUUCUCAGUCCCCUCCUCCCAUCUCUCUCACCACUCCCUUUUCUCAAUCUAAGAACUUGCAGCUUGGACUAGAAAAUGGAAAAAUUUUACCUUGCCCUUCGGUCAAUCCGGGCUGUAUAUCCACAAACCCCAGGUCAUCAUCGUUUGCAUUUCCUUGGGUGAUUCCCGAAAAUUCGUCGGAUGAUGUAAUUCAGAAAUUGAGCGAAGCAAUCCAAAAGACCCAGAAAAAUGUGAAAUUACAGCCUGUGGAAGACACUCCGUACGGGAGAUAUUUACAAGCUGAGGUUGAUGGGGGAUUUGGCAGAGACGUGCUUGAGUUUCUAGUGAAAGGAGAUGUGGUUACUUACAGGUGUAUGGCUACAAAAGUAACUUACGUGUAUCCUUUCACUACGGCUUUUGGAGAUUCCAAGGGUCAAGAAGCAAGACUCGAGCAAAUUAGGGAUCAGUUAGGCUGGUAUGCUCCUGGUUUUGAUUCCGAGGAAUAAUGGCGCUUCUUGUUGCUGGAUUAGCUCUCUGAUAAUGACUUGACGUGUUGCCAAAUGGCUCUGUUUCUACAUUUUGUAUUGGAAUGAGUCCUCUACCUUUAUUCAAUCCCACAGUCAUUAACCUGCCUUUUUUUCUUCUCGUUCA
Messenger RNA from Prosopis cineraria, 961 nucleotides. Its product is annotated as thylakoid lumenal 17.9 kDa protein, chloroplastic. The record is from RefSeq and is a predicted model, not a curated record. Lineage: Eukaryota; Viridiplantae; Streptophyta; Magnoliopsida; Fabales; Fabaceae. The transcript has 4 exons. The coding region runs from base 151 to 816 and encodes 221 amino acids.